AUGGACACCGUCUUCAGCAUCACCGAACUAGUCGAAUACAUCCUUCUCCGCUUCGACAUAUUCGACCUGAUGCGCGCCCAGCUGGUCUGCCGGCAAUGGCGCACGCUAAUCACCACGCGCGGCCCGCUCCGAACAGCCCUAUUCUACGACUUCCCCCACCCGUACCCCACCGAACCAACCUUCAACCCACUCAUCCGAUACCUCCUCCCAGUGAUAUACCCCGCCCCAGACACUACCAAACACACCUCCCCAAUCUUCAUGCCUGAAGACAUCCAGACCAUCCGCCUCGGCAACGACACAGCCUACCACAAGGCCGUCUUCCGCCCCGAAGCCUCCUGGCGACGCAUGAGACCCAUGAAUAUCCCGUGCCGGGUGCGCAAAGUAGUCAGUUUGACCGUUGAGGGUGAUCAGGAUCCAGCGAAGAACUUGAUGGUGUAUGAUAAAGAGGCUGGGCAGGAUCCAGUGCUCGGGGCGACGAUGGAUCUCGUGUGGGAUGUGCUGUUGCAUGUUCUGGGGAGGUGGCCGACGAAUGGGAUGGCGGUGGAGUGGAGGCCUGUUAGGGAGGGGAGCGGGGAGUGGGAUAAUAAUUGGACGGACGGGGUGAGUGAUGAGGAGAAGGAGAGGUUGAGGGCGCCGUACGAGUGCUCGGUUGUUUCGUCGACUCCGGAUCCCCUGUUUGGGAAGUGUGAUUGGGAGAAGUUCACGUUCGUGAGGGUGAAGCCGCCGGUUAGGAUGAAGACUAUGGCGAGGGAGUAUCUGGGUAUGAAGAACCAGUGGGCGUUGGAUAAGUUUGAUUCGAAGAUUUGGGGUCCGGAUUUGCCUCCGAAGUUUGCGCAUAGAGGGGAUUGGAAGUGGGUUAAUGAUGAUGGGACUGAUGGUGUGCCGUGGGAUCAAGGAGAGGGUGAACAGCAGAAUGAGGAUGAUGGAAUACGGCCUGUUGAGGAUGAAAAUGAUAGCGGUACGGAGUGGUCUUGGGACGAGGUUAAGGAGUAUUUUGAUAGGCCGGAUUGCUACUGGGUGCCUUAUUAUAGGCCGGCUUGA
Molecule: messenger RNA, 1041 nt
Organism: Aspergillus welwitschiae
Lineage: Eukaryota; Fungi; Ascomycota; Eurotiomycetes; Eurotiales; Aspergillaceae
Product: F-box protein
Exons: 1
Coding region: 1-1041 (346 amino acids)
Molecular function (GO): protein binding
Source: RefSeq, a predicted model, not a curated record